Paramecium octaurelia is the source of this 385-nucleotide messenger RNA. The record is from the annotation of a GenBank genome assembly. NCBI's taxonomy places the organism in Eukaryota, Ciliophora, Oligohymenophorea, Peniculida, Parameciidae.
GAAAUAUUCUAAAAUGUUCUUUUUAUUAAAAAAUAUGGCAUGACAUAUAAGUGAUAUGAACGAAAACCUGAUAAAAAAGCAGUUAAAAGCAUUGAUCUACGGUUAUCGAAAGAAUUUAAUCUUAUAAAUAGAAUAAGUUGAAUAAGAAUUAUUCUCUAUAGAAAUUGCUAAAUUCAAAGAGUUUAGUAUUGAAAUAUAGCAAGAAUUAUUGAUAACUAUGAGUAAUCUCAUAAAAUAUAGGUUAGAAGAGAACAUUAAUACGUAUCUUAUUCUAGAAUUGCACGAGGUUGACUAUAAUGAAUUGAUAAAAAAACAUGGAUAAGAAUCGCAAGACUCUGUUUCUUAGACUGAUUUAGCUUAAUUGAUACUGAAUAUAAAUAAAUGA